Acanthosepion pharaonis is the source of this 861-nucleotide messenger RNA. NCBI's taxonomy places the organism in Eukaryota, Metazoa, Mollusca, Cephalopoda, Sepiida, Sepiidae. The record is from the annotation of a GenBank genome assembly.
AUGAAGUUGCGAACGAUCCCCUACAUACUUCGGCAACCUGUCUAUAAAAGUUACUCAAUGUGCCGAGCGACUUUAGAAACUCUCACGCGUACACUAUCUAUAUUUUCUACUAACUCUUUUAUUCUUUAUCUAUCUAUCUAUCUAUCUAUCUAUCUAUCUAUCUAUCUAUCUAUCUAUCUAUCUAUCCCCCAUCCUACUCUUUCUUUUUUCUAUCUAUCUUACACUUUUUCUUUCUUUCUUUAUCUAUCUAUAUCUACCCCUCCUACUCUUGCCUUUUUCUAUCUAUCUAUCUAUCUAUCUAUCUAUCUAUCUAUAUACCUCCUACUCUUUCUUUUUUUCUAUCUAUCUAUCUAUCUAUCUAUCUAUCUAUCUAUAUACCUCCUACUCUUUCUUUUUUUCUAUCUAUCUAUCUAUCUAUCUAUCUAUCUAUCUAUCUAUCUAUCUAUCUAUCUAUCUAUCUCUAUCCUUCCUACUCUUUCUUUUUUUCUAUCUAUCUAUCUAUCUAUCUAUCUAUCUAUCUAUCUCUACCCCUCCUACUCUUUCUUUUUUUCUAUCUAUCUAUCUAUCUAUCUAUCUAUCUAUCUAUCUAUCUAUCUAAUUCUUCUUUCUUUCUUUCUUUCUCUAUCUUUAUCUACCCCUUUUACUCUUUCUUUCUUUCUUUCUUUCUUUCUAUCUAUCCUACUCACAUUUUUAUCUAUCUAUCUUACAUUUUUAAUCUAUCUAUCUAUCUAUCUAUCUAUCUAUCUAUCUAUUUAUCUAUCCUACUCACAUUUUUUAUCUAUCUAUCUAUCUAUCUAUCUAUCUAUCUAUCUAUCUAUCUAUCUCACCCUCUCUUUUUAUUUCUCUUUUCUCUAUCUGUAA